AUGUCAGACAAGGUUAAUGACAUGGCUCAGAUUGAGCAUGUGGCCGAUGCGAGGGCCAGCUACGAUGUGAACCCGAAAGCCGAGCGUCAGGGCAUCGAUCCUGCACUUGAGAAGAAGGUUUUGAGAAAGGUCGACUUCAAUCUCGUCCCCAUCCUCUUUCUACUCUUUCUUUGUGCCUUCAUCGACCGCAUCAAUAUCGGCAAUGCCCGUAUCCAGGGCUUGGAAGCCGACCUCAACAUGAGUGGCCAAGAUUACAACAUUGCCCUUUUUACCUUCUUCAUCCUGUACAUCCUGCUCGAAGUGCCCUGCAAUAUUCUGCUCAAGAAUAUGCGCCCCUCCCUCUUCCUCUCGGCCAUCAUGACAGGAUGGGGCAUCGUAACCAUCUGCCAAGGUCUGACGCGGUCUUUUGCGGGAUUGGUCGUCUGCCGAGUCAUCAUUGGAGGACUCGAAGCGGGAUUUUUCCCUGCUUGCGUGUAUCUACUCAGCAUGUAUUACUGCCGACAUGAGCUGCAGUGGCGUUUCAACCUCUUCUUUUCAGCCAGCAUCAUUGCCGGGGCAUUCAGUGGCCUACUGGCCUAUGCCAUCGCUCAUAUGGAUGGAGUCGCUGGCUAUGGCGGCUGGAGAUGGAUCUUCAUCCUUGAGGGUAUUGCCACUGUUUUCAUCGCCGUCUUCAGCUACUGGAUUAUACCGGACUGGCCCGAGUCUGCCAAAUUUCUCAACGACGAUGAGCGAGCGCUCCUCGUCGAACGUCUUGCUCAGGACAGAAAGGACACUCACAUGAACCAUUGGGAUAAGAAGACUGCCAAGAGAAUAUUUUUGGAUCCCAAGAUCUAUCUCAGUAUCUUGAUGUACAUGGGCAUUGUCACCACCAGCUACUCCGGUUCAUUCUUCACCCCAACCAUCCUGAAACAACUGGGGUGGACAUCUAUUCGCGCCCAGAUCAUGUCGAUCCCCAUCUUCAUCUUUGCAACCGUGUGCGCACUCGUAUGUGCCAUCGCAAGCGACAAGUUGAAGCAUCGUUCGGGAUUCAUCUUCGGAGGUUGUCUCUUCACCACCAUCGGCUAUGUCAUUCUGCUCAACAUGAUGUCUGUGAGCGUUGGGGUACGGUACUUUGCACUAUUUUGUAUCGUCGGUGGGGGAUAUAUCGCCCAACCGAUUGUACUGGUUUGGGCUAGCAACAAUAACUCUGGCCAUUAUAAAGUUGGUGUCGCUUCUGCGAUGCAGGUUGGCAUCGGCAACGUGGGUGGGAUUAUCGCUAGCAAUAUGUUCGUCACCUCCCAAGCUCCAGAAUACCCCUUGGGCUUCGGGCUGGGCCUCGGCCUUGUCUGGCUCUGUGUUCUCAGCUCAGUCGUGUUUCUGCUUUACAUAAAGCGUGAGAACAAACUGAGAGAUCAAGGCAAGAGGGACGACAGGUAUAACCUGCCAGAGGACGAGAGAAACAAUUUGGGAGACGAUCAUCCGGCCUUCCGGUUCACUUUCUGA
Molecule: messenger RNA, 1482 nt
Organism: Fusarium keratoplasticum
Lineage: Eukaryota; Fungi; Ascomycota; Sordariomycetes; Hypocreales; Nectriaceae
Exons: 4
Coding region: 1-1482 (493 amino acids)
Biological process (GO): transmembrane transport
Cellular component (GO): membrane
Molecular function (GO): transmembrane transporter activity
Source: RefSeq, a predicted model, not a curated record